Messenger RNA from Triplophysa dalaica, 1973 nucleotides. It is a transcript of the gene pgam5, whose product is annotated as PGAM family member 5, serine/threonine protein phosphatase, mitochondrial. The transcript has 6 exons. NCBI's taxonomy places the organism in Eukaryota, Metazoa, Chordata, Actinopteri, Cypriniformes, Nemacheilidae. Bases 257 to 1126 code for a protein of 289 amino acids. The record is from RefSeq and is a predicted model, not a curated record. Gene Ontology annotation, biological process: positive regulation of mitochondrial fission. Gene Ontology annotation, cellular component: mitochondrion.
UUCUUCUCAUGUCGACUCUGGUCAGCUGCUGGAAGUUCAAUUUACAUUAAAAUCUGAAUUUGUGAAGUUCUGCUUACGAUCUCACACAUGAUUUGGAAGCAACAUCACGCAUUUGUCAUGACUGCACGUCACUGACGGGUUAUUACUUGGUUGUAGGUAUUUUAUAAGGAGAAGGCGGUUUAACUUCUCCACCAGAGAGACCCAUUGUGCGUCACGACUGUAGACUUUUCCGGUAACGUUACUUCACACUUGAAUCAUGUCGUUUCGGAGGGCUUUUCGGUUGGCAUGCGGGUUCGCGGGGGGAUCCGCGGUGCUGGUGUGCGCGGCGGUCGCGGCAGACACGCACGGAUUUUUUGGAGAGCGCUACCGAUUCAGACAGACUCCCGUUGUCGUGAGUGCAGCUCAGCCCUCGGCAUGGCCCAGUGUGAGCGGUUGGGAUACUAAUUGGGAUAAACGUGACCCUUCCUCCAUGGUGAACGGGAAGAGAAAGGAGAGCGCUGGUGACAAUGGAAGUCCAGACGUGGAGAACAACAAACCCAAAGCCACACGCCACAUAUUCCUCAUCCGACACUCUCAGUACAACCUCAGUGGGAAUGGAGACAAAGAAAGAGUUCUCACUCCUUUAGGCCGUGAACAGGCUGAGUUCACAGGACAGAGGUUAGCAUCACUGGGACUGGAAUAUGACGUGCUUAUCCACUCCUCUAUGACCAGAGCUACAGAGACGGCCAACAUCAUCAGCAAAUACCUACCAGGCGUGGAGCUCAUAAGUUGUGAUUUACUGAGAGAGGGUGCACCCAUAGAGCCAGUGCCACCUAUCACCAACUGGAAACCUGAGGCUGUGCAGUACCACGAGGAUGGCGCGCGGAUCGAGGCGGCGUUCCGUCGGUACAUCCACAGAGCUGACGCCAAGCAGAAGGAAGAUAGCUAUGAGAUUGUCGUCUGUCACGCUAAUGUCAUCCGCUAUUUUGUGUGCAGGGCUUUGCAGUUUCCUCCAGAGGGUUGGCUGAGGUUGGGCCUGAACAAUGGCAGCAUCACGUGGCUCACGAUUCGCCCUAGCGGGCGAGUUUCUCUCAGAGCUCUUGGAGACUCCGGGUUCAUGCCUCCAGAUAAACUCACCCGGACUUGACCUACGUGACCUCAAUACAGUGGACAACCGCUGUUAGAGUUGGAAUGUUUUGAAUUUCUCAAAAUGAUCUGCUUAAAUGUGUCCCCAAAAGCUUGUUUCUUUUUAGAGUCAUGAAGUUCAAGAAGUGGAAUUCUAGAAUGUGACGUCAAGUUCAUCGCCAAAUUAUAGCAAAUUCAUAAAUAAUCACACAAUGAUGGAAAAUUUCUGUCAUUUUCAUUCUGGCAUCUGUUGCUAUCGAGUUCAGUUUUCCAUGAGUGUAAUUAUAUUGUAAUUAAUUAUGUUUCUUUAUUUUAAUCAAGCAAGAGAAGAGAUGAAGAGUUUGGUUCCAAAAUGAGAUAAACAUUUUUUUUUUUUUAUUGUUUUUGUCCAUUCCAAUUAAUAAAAAUCCAACUGCAGUUGGUUUGUUCCGAUUUAAGCCAUAACUACAAAAAAUACAGCUAACUAACACAUAAAAACAUGAUAAUUGAAAUUUGUUUAAAACAGAGUUUUCUCAUUUUGAAACCAAACUCUUCGGAUAUUGAUAUUUCUUCUGUUUGACGUGAACACUCCUGUGCCAUGCUGCAUCAACUGUAACCGUGAUGGGAAUACGGUGUUAGCCACCAAGUGUACUUUUGUUUAUAACACUUCUAAAAGCCUUGUGGGAUCUGUUGCAGUUAAUGCCUUAAGCACUCAAUUAUUUUAAUGUUUUUAAAGGAAAGAUGUGAGAAUCCUUAAAGAUGAAGAAGAUUAAAGCUGACUGGUAACGUUCGUGAGUUGAUUGUGCAUUUUGACAUUUGUGGCAGUAAAAUUUCUUCUUUGAGUGUUUGUCGCCAGACUAUUUACAUAUAAUAAAGUGUUUUUGCAUUAA